AUGGCCAAAGUGUUGACGCUAUUUGUUCUCCGAACACUCAUGAUCCUCUUACUUACUGGUUGGAUUUCUCUCUGGAUUAUAAAACCCACCACUCUAUGGAUACGAUCUUGGCGUCAAGCUGAAGACACCAUCAAACAUACUUUCAUCAGUUAUUACGGUAACUACCAAUCUUCUCUUACUUUACUUCCAUACGUCUCUGAUUUAUGCAAUUAUGACUCAUCAGGUCUCAACUUUGCCGUGUUCUCAUUCCCUCCUAUUGCUCUUUCUAUGAUUGGACUCGUUUACUUGAGUUUACUGUCCCAACAUCAUCGUCCAGCAAGAGGAGGGAGGAAAGGAGCUAUAACUGUCUCGAGACCAGCCAUUAUCAAUAGCUUCAUUGGAGUUGUGUCUUGUUUCGAGAUCCUUGCUCUUGUUGUAUUCGUGCUCUUUCUAGCUUGGACCUUCUAUUCACGUGUCUCUAACGACCUCAAGAAGCUGAUACCUGUCAAAACCAUGAAUCUUGACUUAUGGCAGCUGAAGUACUUCAGAGUUGCUACAAGGUUCGGUCUAUUAGCAGAAGCAUGUCUCGCUCUGCUUCUUUUCCCUGUCUUGAGGGGACUCUCGAUGUUCCGGUUACUCAACAUUCAGUUUGCAGCUUCUGUAAAGUAUCAUGUGUGGCUUGGGACCGGUUUGAUCUUCUUUUCUUUUGUUCAUGGUGGAAGCACAUUGUUCAUAUGGACUUUUACUCAUCACAUUGAAGAAGAGAUUUGGCAAUGGCAGAGUACCGGUCGGGUAUAUGUAGCUGGAGUGAUCAGUCUUGUUACAGGAUUAGUGAUGUUAAUCACAUCACUUCCUCAAAUUCGAAGGAAAUUUUUUGAAGUUUUCUAUUACACACACCACUUGUAUAUACUUUUUCUUGUAUCUUUCUUGUUUCAUGCUGGUGAUCGUCACUUCUACUGGAUUCUCCCUGGAAUCUUUCUCUUUGGACUCGACAAGAUACUUCGGAUUGUUCAAUCACGGUUCGAAAGCUGCAUUUUUUCUGCCCGUCUCUUCUCUUGUAAAGCCAUUGAGCUUGUAUUGCCAAAGGACCCAAGACUUAACUAUGCUCCGACUAGUUUUAUAUUCGUUAACAUUCCCUUGAUAUCGCGGUUUCAAUGGCAUCCUUUUAGUAUUACAUCAAGCUCGAGUGUAGAUAAACACACAAUGUCUGUUAUGAUGAAAUGUGAAGGACAAUGGACAAAUUCUGUUUAUAACAAAGUAGAAGAAGCUGGAAUUUCUGAUAACAAGAUUGGCAACAUAACCAUAAGAGUCGAAGGUCCUUAUGGACCUACUUCGGUAGAUUUCCUCAGGUACGAUAAUCUGUUUCUUGUGGCGGGAGGAAUCGGGAUUACGCCAUUUCUAAGCAUUUUGCAGGAACUUUCCUGCCAACAUCGACUCAAAUCUCCCAAGAGAGUGCAGCUUGUGUUUGCGGUUAGGACAUUCGAAGAUAUUAACAUGUUGAUUCCCAUAUCCUCUAUACUCUUCAAUCCAAUCCACAACUUGAAUCUCAAGAUCAAAGUUUUCGUCACCCAAGAAAAAAAGCAUUCCAAUGGAACAACAACAUUGCAAGAGUUUUUGGCUCAAUCACAAGUUCGGUCUAUUCACCUCGGAAACAACAUGGACUAUUCAAGAUUCCCAAUUCUUGGCCCUGAAAGUUUCAUAUGGAUGGCCAUACUAGUCCUUAUAACCAUUCUUGUGUUUGUCACCUUGCUUAUCGGUUUAAGCCAUUUCUUUAUACCUACGGAACACAGGAAUCAUAUACAGUCUAUGAAAUUAGCUGCUUCAGGAGCAAUCAAGACAGCUAAAGAAAAGGUUCCUUCGUGGAUUCCAGAUUUGGUUAUCAUCGUCUCUUACGUUAUAGCCAUAACAACCGGAGGUUUAGCUGCAACUAUUCUACACUGGAGACGACAACACGGAGAGACACCAAGAAUGUCUAAAGAAGAAGUAAAACCACAAGAAAAAAACUUCACCGAGUUAAUACCAAUUGAUCCUAUAGAGGAAGAUGGGAUACAUACCNGAGAAAGGCCGAAACUCGAAGAGAUUUUGUCGGAGUUUGAGAAGAACUUGAGAGGAUGGUCGAGUUUAGGAGUGUUGGUAUGUGGACCGGAGACAAUGAAAGAAGCUGUGGCAUCGAUGUGUCGCCAAAGACACAAACAACCCCGGUUUCCACGUCCUCGAUUCCCACGUCCAACGGCAUUGGAGGAUGAUUGCAUCUCCUUUGCUUUGAUGGACGGUUUUACCGGUCUUUCGCGAGAUGCGUCUAGCUUAUUCAGUCUUUGGGCUGUGAAUAUUAUGGUUCUCAGGAGUGAUUGCUCUGUGCAACUAACUCGUGUUGUGAUGCAAUUAGGAGCUGAAGUUAAGGCCGGGAAGCCUCUUACAGUGAAGCAUGAUCAAUGUUUCUCAGAUGAAGAGGAGGAAGUGGAGGUCCCUGCAACUGUCACUACCAAUGGACAUUUUGGAGAUGUUGUCAAGGCUGACUCAAAACCAAAGGCCAAGCCUCUAGAAGUAAGCAUGGCAAACCCACUGCGUUACCCAUUAUAA
This is a messenger RNA of Arabis nemorensis, 2559 nucleotides long. The record is from the annotation of a GenBank genome assembly. Lineage: Eukaryota; Viridiplantae; Streptophyta; Magnoliopsida; Brassicales; Brassicaceae.